AAAUGUUGCGUGUGUCAUGAGACUCUUCCUGUAUUUUACAUCACGUCAACACCUAACCCAUAGCAUUAGAUUACUUCUUUCAGAGUACUGUAUUUUUCGGUUUCUUCUCGUUUUCUUUCACUUAAGAAGCUUUAAGAUGAGAGUAGCAAUAAUCGGAGCUGGAGCUAGUGGCCUUACUUGUAUAAAAUGCUGCAAAGACGAAGGUUUGGAGCCGGUGUGUUUGGAACAAGAAGACUCCAUCGGAGGCUUGUGGUAUUACACCGAUGAGGAACGCCAUGGCUCUGUUUACAAGUCCACUGUCAUCAACACCAGCAAAGAGAUGAUGUGCUUUUCGGAUUUUCCUAUCCCUAAAGAAUACCCCCCAUUCAUGCAUCACGACUGGAUCAUGAAAUAUCUUCAUCUGUACGCGAAAUCGUUCGAUUUGUACAAGCACAUUCGAUAUCGGACAAAGGUCGUGGACCUUGGGAAAGUGACUGAUUUCGAAGAGAGCGGAAAAUGGGAAAUCUUCUUUCAAGAUCUAAACAGUAAAGAUCCCAAAGAAGUGAAAAAAGAAGUGUACGAUGCUGUCAUGGUAUGUGUGGGCCACCACUCAGAGCCUUCGUGGCCAAGUUUUUCUGGAAUGGACGAGUUUACAAGGCUCAAGAUGCACAGCCACGCAUACAAGGACUUCAAACCAUUUGAAAACAAAAAUGUCCUUGUGGUUGGUAUUGGAAACUCUGGAGGUGAUAUUGCUGUGGAACUUAGUCGCCAUACCUCCCAGGUGUUCCUCAGCACUCGACGAGGAGCAUGGGUCUUGUCCCGAAUGGGGAAAGGCGGGGAACCUUUUGACCAACAGGCAAUUAGGCGAUUUGCAUCUCUGAUACCAAUACCAAUUCAGUUGUACCUCUUUACCAAAACAGUAAACAACAGAUUUGACCAUGAAGCGUUUGCAUUACGACCCCAGCAUCCACUCACUGGUCAACAUCCAAUGGUCAAUGAUGAUCUCCCUCACCGCAUUAUUGCUGGAGGUGUUGUUAUUAAGCCUAAUGUGACCAGCUUCACCAAAACUGGAGUUGUCUUUGAAGAUGGCACCCAAGUGAAUGAUUUAGAUGCAGUGAUCUUUUGCACAGGGUAUAAGAUAGGCUUCAAGUUUAUAGAUCACUCCAUUCUUCCUGUAAGCGAUAACAAGGUUGAAUUAUACAAAUACGUGUUUCCCCCUAACCUUGCCAAACCAACUCUUGCUGUUUUUGGAUGUAUCCAGCCACUUGGUGCGAUUUUUCCAAUAUCUGAGCUCCAAGCACGGUGGGCAACGAGAGUGUUUUGUGGGAAAACAUCACUUCCCCUGAAGAGCAUUAUGAUGGAAGACAUCGAAAAGAAAAGAAAAACAAUGCAAGAGAGGUAUUAUGCCUCAAAACGGCAUACCAUACAGGUUGACUAUAUUCCCUAUUGUGACGAAUUAGCCAAUGAGAUUGGUUGUAAGCCAAACUGUGUGAGGCUCUUUUUCAGCGACCCUGGCUUGGCCCUGCGGUGCUUUUUUGGACCCUGUACGCCGUCGCAAUACCGACUCACGGGACCUGGUGCUUGGGUAGGAGCCAAGAAGGCUAUUGAAGAUGCUCCUGGAAAUGUGAUUUACGCAACAAAGACACGCGUCUUGCCGCAGAAGGAGAACAACGGGCCUAAUACUACUCUCGUUGUCUUGAAAUUGCUGGUUUUAUUAGUUGUGGUAUUUGCCAUUUUAAUGAGGUUUUUUCGUGAAACCUGAUCAGAGUUCAUAUAGAUGACAGCAUUUAUCGUGUUCGAGUUUCUACUAGUCUCUCCUAUAUAGGCAGCCUGAUAGUUAUCGCUAAUUUCGCCCUGCCUAGUCCCCAGUCUCCCCACUUUGUUUGGAACGUGGUGAGUGUGGGUGACCUGGACGCAACCUAACCAUUGAGCCCCGCGUACCCAGUUUCCGCCUUUCACCGAUGAAAUACAAUGAAAUGUGGCUUGGGGACGAGGCAGGUCUACCUUAACAUUGCUCAAUAGAUAAUGUAACGCAAUUACAAGUUUGUGGGCGAUGCGAGUAUUGUAGGACUGGAGAAUCUUCACGAUGGUUGCUGUCAACCCUUGUUGUGUACAGUAGAGGAGUAUUGUCCCUAUUUAGCGCUAGGUCUCUGGUUGUUCAGUAGUUCGAUGGGUGUUUCGUCAAACAAAAGUCAGCAUUGUAUAGUUGUACUUCUACAAGACUCAAUCGAAGCAUCGUAAAGUUGUGCUCAGCGUCAAAUUAGUUUUAGUUUUAUAUUGAGAAGUAGAGUUUUAGGCUGAAUGGUCACAGUUGGCCAUGUACAUGUAAUAAUAUUAUAUCGAAACGACAGGCCGUGUUUGACCACGUUUCCAAACACGGAGA
Orbicella faveolata is the source of this 2362-nucleotide messenger RNA. Its product is annotated as flavin-containing monooxygenase 5-like. The record is from RefSeq and is a predicted model, not a curated record. Gene Ontology annotation, molecular function: NADP binding; N,N-dimethylaniline monooxygenase activity; flavin adenine dinucleotide binding. Lineage: Eukaryota; Metazoa; Cnidaria; Anthozoa; Scleractinia; Merulinidae.